Messenger RNA from Mytilus trossulus (common blue mussel), 3964 nucleotides. RefSeq lists its product as uncharacterized. The coding region runs from base 197 to 3010 and encodes 937 amino acids. The record is from RefSeq and is a predicted model, not a curated record. The transcript has 3 exons. NCBI's taxonomy places the organism in Eukaryota, Metazoa, Mollusca, Bivalvia, Mytilida, Mytilidae.
GCAUUUAAAAGAUAGUUUUUUUAAAUAGAUUUUUUUUUAUGUGUUUGGCUUGAUUAUAAAACCUGACCCUACCCCCUGAAAUCAAACAGGUCAUGCCUGAAAUUACUAGGUAUUUUAAAAAUACUUUUUAGUCAAGUUUUGGACAUAAAGUAUUUUUUUCUUUCAGUUAAGUAAACAUACUCAUUAAAUAUAAUCAAUGGAUAAGAAAAAGAAACAUGCAGAAGAGAUGAAGGUUCAUCGGACCAAGUGGACAGAUGAACAAAAGAACAAAAACAGAGAACAAAGUAAAAUUAGGAUGCAGAAAUAUAGAGAAAGAAAAAAAAAAGAGACUCAGAUCCUGGAACAAAAUCAAAAUCAAGACUGUAACAAUAAUUUAAAAUCAAUUGAAACUAGACUACACCAGAAAAAGAAAGAAGACAGACUUAGGAAACAACGGAUAUAUAAACAAGAAUGGAGAAAGAACCUAACAGCUCAAAAAAAAAGACGAAUAAGAGAGAAAGAUGCAGCCAUGAAAAGAGCAAUAAGAAUUAAGAAAGACCAGAGGGCUACGAAAGUGUCAAUGAAUUUUACAGCACAGAAAACAGAAACGGUUUACCAAAAAGAGGCCUUACGUAAAGCGAUUUACCGCUCAAGAAAAAACAUGCCAGUCAGUCCUGCAAAAUAUGCCAAAGUGGUAGGGGGACUUAUAAAAAAUACAACACCAAGAAGAAAAAAAGCAUUAGAAAAUGAAGGAAUUGGGUCACCGUCUGCAAAGAGAAACUUGAAAGAACUAUUUCAAUCUGUUAGAGAAGCGCAUCUUGAUCUAUUGAAAGGAAAAACUGAUCUGCAAAAAAAAAGGAGAAAAGAAUUUUUAAGCCACUUUUCAACCAGCUUGAGCCAGAAACCAGAAUUCAAGAAAAUAUUCUGUAUGGCCACAGGUAUAAGGCGUAAGUAUUUAUCUGAAGAUUAUGUCAAGCCAAAACCCAAAAAGAGAAGAAAAGAUGCAACAUCAAAACAAACAACAGAUGCAGUGAAACUUUUUUUUAAAAGUGAGAUACACUCUGCAACAAUAUCUGAUAAAAAAAGCGUCAAAAAAGAUUUGCAGGAAAAACAUGUUUUAAUGAUGUCCCAAAAAAGCCUAUGGAACAAAUGGAAUAUUGAAAACCAAACGCAAUUAUCAUUCUCGAAAUUUUGUGAAUUAAGACCAAAAAAUGUACUCACUCAAGGACAUCGGAAGCUUUAUCAAUGCUUAUGUGAGUAUUGUGAAAACGUAAAGUUGAAAUUGAUUGCAAUAAAUAGAUUCCUGGCGCAUGAUCAUCCAGAACUUAAAUUCACAGAUGAAUUUGAUGCUGUAAAUAAAACCCUAUGUCCAAAAUUGGAAGCUGAAAGGUUCCACAAAAGAGAUUGUAUUGAUAGAAAGUGUGCUGAAUGUGGCACUUCCAAACUCAGAAACAUGUUUGAUGGUGUUGUGGAAAGUGAAGAAAAUCAGCCUGAUGUGAAAUGGAAGAGGUGGGAUAUUGUCAAAACAAUCAACCAUAAAACAAAGAAAGAGAUAACAAAAAGACAAGAAAUAGAAAAGACUGGACCUCCAACAGAUCUAUUAGAAGAACUACUAGAUGAGUUAGUAUUUUUGUCACCCCACCUGUUUGAGGCUCGUUGGCAGCAAGAGCAAUUUGCAGAAUUGAACAAAAAUUUCCCACAAAAUUCUAUUGUUCUUACUAUAGACUUUGCUGAGAAUUUCUCUUGUUUCAGCCAACAUGAAAUUCAGGGGGCACACUGGGCAAAAGACUCUGUCACAAUCCAUCCCUGCAUUGCUUUGUACAGGUGCCCAAAAGAUGGACAUAUAGUAGACGAAUGCAUUGAUAUUGUGAGUAAUGAUUUGCUACAUGAUAACCAUGCAGUUCAUACCUUUCUUCUUGAAGUAGUAAACCAUCUUAAACAGCAACAAAAAAUUAAAAUAGACCAUGCAUUUAUUUUAAGUGAUGGGUGUGCAGCCCAAUAUAAGUCCAGAGUUCCAAUCAUGGAUGUAAGCUGCAGUUCAGAAGAUUUUGGCUUUACAGUUGAAAGAUGUUUCUAUGGUAGUAGGCAUGGCAAGAAUAGGUGCGAUGGAGAAGCUGGAGUAAUUAAGUCUAAGGCAAGCAGAGCCAUAAAAAAUAGUGAGGCCUGUAUACCAGAUGCCAGAUCUUUUCUACAGUGUGUUAAGGUUUUAGAAAAAGGAGCAGAAAAAGCUGAUGGUGCAUGUAACCAUAACAGAAGAACAAUUUUAUGGUUUUCAAGUGAUGACAUCAACAGAAAUAGACCAGAUAGAAAUGUUAAAACUGUAAAGGGCACUAGAAAACUUCAUUCAGUUUUAGGAAUAAAGAGAGGAGUAAUAAAUACAAGGAGAUUGUCCUGCUUCUGUUCUCAGUGCAGAGAGAAAAGAUACGAUAGAUGUCUUAACACCAGAUAUGUAGAAGGCUGGAAAGAAGUUCGACUUAAGUCAUUCAACAGAAAUAUACCAGUUAAUGAAGAUGAAGUUGGGAAUGCUGGUGACAAUGAUGUCCAUGAAGAUGCUGCUGAUGAUGAUGAAGAUAGACCUAUACUUGAAGAUGCCGAUGAUGAUGAUAGGCCUAUACUUGAAAACGCUGAUGAUGAGUUUGAUAAUGAUAAUGGUUCUCCAGGGAUCCCAGACCUCCAGAUUGAGGACAUCAACAACAUAAGCUUUGAUCCAAAUACCUCUUUUUCAUAUAUAAAAGAUGAUGACAGUGUUGUACAGAGCCAAAAAUUUCAAGUACAGAAGAAGACACUAUAUGGGUCCAGUAUUAUGAAAAGCGACACGCUAACUGGACAUUACAGGACAACAAAUUUACUGUCCAGAUCAGUGAUAUUUCCAAAAAACUGCCUCCUCCUGAUCUUGUUUUUUCUGGGUCCAGAUAUAGUUUCAAAUUUAAUAUAUAGAUGUUGCUUUAUUUGUUUAUAUCAUUUUGUUAUUAAAGUAUAUGUUGAUUUAAAUGUGUUUUUUAGAUUACCUAAACAGAUGGCUAUAAUUUGAGAUCUUAAUCUGUAAUGUUACCUGCUGGUUUUGAAAAUUACAAGCACCUGGUUAUAUCUACCCCUAAUUGUGUUCACACGUAUCAUAUGACUGGUGAAGAGGUUUACACCUUCAUAAUGCUGCUUUCAUGCAAGACAUUGAAUGUGUGAUUUUGUUAUGAUGUUGACACUAGUACUUUAAACUUAUCUUGUCAUUUCUAAGGAUGUCAUCGCAUGCAUGCACGUUUGGGAGACAAAAUCAUAAAAAAUGGCUGUUCAGCAUGGUGGUUAAAAUUUGGAUGUCAAUCAGGUUGUGUGAUUGUUUUAUAUGAUAAUUAGAUAAGAAAUGAAUGUAGAAACAAUCUGUAUGUAUUAGUUUUGAAGAUUUAGGGUCUGUUGAGUAGUGUGUGAGUAAAAUUUCAACAUGAAAUACAAGAUUGUGAAUAAGUGUCUGUCCUGUUACGUGAGUUAGAAAGUUGAUAUGUGUAUUAAUAACAGUUAAUUCAGAUGUUUUAGCAACUUAUUAUUGUUUCAGUUAUUCUAGAAUAAAAUUUAAUAGAGUUAACUUAUAGAAAAACAUACAAGUUGAUCUAUCUUUACAUCAAUUGCUAAAAGUAUUUAAAAAAAUAAAAAAAGUUCUCGUGAUCUUAACUGUCCACAUCAAAAUAACCGCAAUAAUUGAUGAGAAUUAGAGUUUCUGAUAUAAAAACUGCAUAGAUAUGUUUUUUUCCAUCUAUAUAAAGUUAUUAAUACCAUCCAUUACUAAGAAGGUGUUUAUUUAUAAGGUUAUUUAAUAUGCAAAUGUCUGUCCUGUUACGUGAGCAAUUGGAUCAAAGGUCCAACACAAUUGGACCAAAAUAACAUGUAUAUACCACAGAAACUAUCUAUUGUAUAUAUUUUCUGGACAGGUAAGAUACUUAAGCUUUAAAUAAGAGUAAAUAUAAUGAUCAAUUAAGCAAUUUUUUUUUUUGGUCCA